CGGCUUCAGCAGAUGUGACUGAGCAUGUUCCGGUCUCUCCAGCCUGCUCAGUAACAGCAAAGUAGCAAAUCGUGAUGGGAAGCGGAUUCUGUGAUCCCACGCGAGGGUGGCGAGCUCUGCGCUGUCUCCUCCUCCUCUGAAUAGCAGCCAGCUCAUCUCCUCUGCUUCUCCCCGCACCACCCGGCCGGGAAGGGGAGAGAGGGGACCCCAUGGCAGCCCCCAGGCCUGGGAGAGGGACAUGAAGAGCCCCAGGGGCUGCCGGAGGAGCAGAGCAACAAGAACGCUGGGAAGACAAAGAUUUGAACUGGAGAGACUGGCCCUGGGCUUAAGGGGGAAGCCUGUGUAUUAAGAACUGAAAUCUACCUACAGCAUCCAGUGUGACUAAAAUAAGCAAUCAGCAAAACAUUGGUCAGUCCAGCAGCCAUGGCCUCAAGAACUUCAGCAGGGAGAGUGCAAGAUGAAGCCAUAUGUCCUAUCUGCCUGGAGUACCUGACGGAGCCUGUGACUCUAGACUGUGGGCACAACUUCUGCCUCGCCUGCAUCACUAAGCACAGUGAGACAUGUACAGAGGGGGACUAUGACCCUUUGUGCUGCCCCAGCUGCAGAGCUCAGAUCCGGAGACAGAAUUUCCAGCUGAACUGGCAGCUGGCAAAUAGAGUAGAGCAAGUUAAACACUUGCAUGUUGAAGCAGAGAGAGAACAGAAAGUGAAUCUGUGCGCAAGACACAAGGAAGAGCUGAAGUUGUUCUGUGAGGAUGACAGAGAAGCCAUUUGUGUGAUCUGCAGAGAGUCCAAGGAACACAGAGCUCACACUGUGGUUCCCAUAGAGGAUUCUGCCCAGGAGGACAAGGAGGACAGCAGCAUCUUGAGCAGGCAUGUGGAGGCGAAGCUUCAGCACCAAGUGGAGAUUUCUGCUGAACUGUCUGAGAGCCUCAAUACUUAUAACCAAAGUGAUGCUCUAAUGGAGACUCAGGGGGAAUUCAAAGACAAUCUGACAACUGAAUUAGAGAAAAAAAUAUUUCAAUCUAUGGGACCAGAUGAGAAAGUGAAUGUGACUCUGGAUCCAGACACGGCUCAUCCCCGACUCGUCCUCUCUGAGGAUCAGAAAAGCGUGAGAUGGGGAUUCACACGGCAGAAUCUGCCCAACAAUCUGGAGAGAUUUGACAAUGAUCCCUUUGUGCUGGGUUGUGAGGGAUUCACCUCGGGGAGACAUUGUUGGGAGGUGGAGGUGGGGGAAGCAAGAAGCUGGGUUUUGGGGGUUGCCAGAGAGUCUGUGAGCAGGAAGGGAAGGAUCAGUGUUAGUCCUGAGCAGGGCUUCUGGGCUUUGCGGCGGAGCGGGGCAGGGUGGUUGGUGGCUUACACUUCCCCUGAGGGGACCCACCUCCCUUUUGCUGAUAAACCCAGGAGGAUCCGGGUCUCUCUGGACUACGAACGGGGGCAGGUGACAUUUUUUGAUGUUGAUAAUGAGGCCUUGAUCUUCACUUUCCCACCGGCCUCUUUCUCUGGGGACAAAAUCCGCCCUUUCUUCUCAGUUGGGGAAAGAGGAAUAUACACAUCUUUCUCAUACCUGUGUGGGCCAUCCCAUAUCACAGUGUGUCCCUGAGACAUGGGGGAAAAUACCCCAAUGACUCUCAAGAAUGUCACGAGGUGGAGGACUCUAGCAGUCUUCAAUGGCAGAAAAUGAGAGAGGUGGAGUCCACGGAGAGAAGGUGCUGUGGGGAGUGUGAAGGUGGAGUGUGGAGAGGGGCAAACCGAUAGAGAAGAUGUUUGGGAGUGGAGAGGUGAAGCUGGCUAAGGAGAUAGGAGGGGAGGGUCAGUUACCCUGCAGAACAAAAUACACAAACCUUAACAUGCAUUGGAGAAGGGGAAACCAAUAUGGAAUAAAUGUAAUUCUCUUGCAAAAAGGAAUGGAAAAUGUUUUAAAGAAGAAAUUAGGAAAGAAAAUCCUUCUUUGAGCCAAUUUUAUCUUCACUGUACUUUGCUUUGUCUAUAUCAUUUCAACAGAUCUUAAUGUUAAAAUAAGUUCUGGCAGUUCAGUUAACACUCUGCCUUUUAGUAGCUGGCAUGUCUGGCUCUGACUGUCACCCACCUCCAUUCAGCAUGGUGCUCUGUCCACUUCUAGCAGUAGCGGGAGAGAUUGAUGAUCCUGCUACAGCCUUAGCUAACAGAGCUGGAUCUCAUAGCUCAGGCAGUGGUGGCUCAUGCUUUAAGAUCCAGAGAGCACCACUUCCAGCUAACAAUAACUCCCCCGCCACCCCCAGCAAGGCAUGGCAUAAUAUAAACAUAGUGGGCCAAAUUCAGCCAUUGUGAUCAACCUCUUCAGCAUCAUUGCUGCUGGCAAUUGGGGGCACUGGGAGGGGAAUUUGAAUCAAGAUUAAAAAAAAAUACAAAAAUUCUGGUUUGCUGCAGAGCGCAUCUUUUGUGACCAGUAUGAGAAAAAGAAGCAUGUUCACUUUUUGUCCAAAUGAACUUGAACUUCAAAUAAAAACAAACAUUUGAAAGUC
Molecule: messenger RNA, 2503 nt
Organism: Mauremys reevesii (Reeves's turtle)
Lineage: Eukaryota; Metazoa; Chordata; Testudines; Geoemydidae
Product: E3 ubiquitin-protein ligase TRIM39-like
Exons: 7
Coding region: 424-1602 (392 amino acids)
Molecular function (GO): protein binding; zinc ion binding
Source: RefSeq, a predicted model, not a curated record